AUGUCUGAUACACAGAGCAACUUGAAUGAGUCCAACAGGCACUUUAGCAACCAUUCUCCACCAGUGCCAACACAAAAUGUACCCCACUGCUCCGCGGUCGGGUCGCCAAGCAUCGUGGAAACGGACACAACGAACAUUGCCGGCAGGGAAAUGAAACCUGAAUGCGAACCGAGUCUGGCCGCCGUUGACAUUAAAUACCACUCUCAAACUAUAUACAGUCCGCAACAUGAUGUCGGGUACGCGAGGGAACAUCAAACAGUCGAAGCCGAUGCGUCAAGUCUUGAAGAUGUGCCAAACCAUCGACGUAUCUCGAAUGGCGUGGAAGGUACACGUUGCGGUACCAUGGAAACAGCAUGCGAGAGACAGCGAGGCCAGGCACUCAAAAUCAGUAAGAAUAGCGGAACAGUUUGUGUUUCUGUUAAUGAUGUUUACAGGGAAGAGCACGAUGAAGAAAGGUCAUAUACAGACAUGGAUCAGAAUGCAUGUUACGCGUCUGUUGUAGUUGUUUCCUUGGAAACCGAGAACUCACCGGCCCCCGAAUCGCUUCAAUCUAAGAAUGUAUUGCAACAUACACAGACAGCUUUUUGUAUCGGGGACGACGUCUUAUCCUUUUCAAGCAGUGGUACGUCCACAAGAGAAAUGUGCAGGAUUUGCUGUGGGGGGCGUGAUACCGGGGAACUGAUGAGUCCAUGCAUGUGUGCAGGUUCGGUGGAAUUUUGUCACAAAGACUGUCUACGUAAAUGGAUUUCCUGCCAGGGUUGCUAUCGAUGUGAGAUAUGUCACGAUAAAUACAUGGUACACACUAAGAUUCCAGCCAAUCUGAAUAAGUGGAAGAGCGUGAAGCUGACAGGAGCGGAGAGACUCCACAUAGCCGUGUUCGUAUUGACUAUUUCUUUCCUCGUGUGCACGCUGACGUGGAUAUCAUGGUCGGCACUAAGCAAUGACCCGGAUGCAAUCUACGAACGAUCCACCGUGGCUGGUCGUGUGUCAUACACAAUCUACGUUCCCAUGGAUAUGUUAUCAUUUUGUAUCAUCGCCUUGGAAAUUAGGUUUGUGCUCUACAAGAUUUGGAGAAGGUGGCUUUCAAUAAAUGCUGACAUUUCUGUGAUUAGUGCACACCAGCGGUUCAAAGAUGAACAAAGACAAAAAGAAGAGACAGUCACGAAUGUACAGUUGACGGGGAAUUUCUCGCGUGAUUAUGUAAAUGUGACAAUUGUUUCGAUGGACGAAGAUGAACCGACCGCCGAACGUGACGCUGAAUUGAACAUAAAUCGUGAAAGAAAACAAACAUGUUAAAUACUUUAUGUAAAUCAUGUGGCCGUGUUUAAUUAAACUAUUUUCACGAAUUUGUAAUAAUAUUCACUGGCAUGU
Molecule: messenger RNA, 1371 nt
Organism: Saccoglossus kowalevskii
Lineage: Eukaryota; Metazoa; Hemichordata; Enteropneusta; Harrimaniidae
Product: E3 ubiquitin-protein ligase MARCH4-like
Source: RefSeq, a predicted model, not a curated record